UCUGGUAUCUAUUUUCGUUUUUUUUGUCUGCAAGUUUCAGUUUCUUUACCAAGUCCACCCCUCUUCUGAGAGUCCUCUCUCCAGUCUCCCCCACUCCGCAAGAGCAAAUAAAACGUUCGCAAGAAAGAGAGAAAACACAACCUUAGCUUUUAACGAGGAUCGCCAAUCUGUGGUUUUGGCUACUGAGAUUGUGUCAACCCCAAAAUGUUCAUACCUGCCAACUGUCAGAAGAAGGCACAGAAUGAGAAAUCAAACUGAAUUGGUUAUUGGUGUCUCGGUUGGUCUGGCUAUUGGUGUCUUACUAGCAUUGUGUGCAUUUAUUGGCAUAAGGUGGUACAAAAAACGGUCUAAUCUUCGACGCUGUUCAAAUGAUCGUAAUAUAACUACUCUCCCUAUUCGUAUGAAUGGCAUAGGAGCAAGUAUUGACUCCAGUGCAUCUCUUUCAAAUUCCAUAACUAUUCCUGUCCCGCAGCACCUUCCAGAAAACACCCAGCGGUUCAGGUGGAACCGUCACAAGAAAGAUCAGUUUGCAUCAACAUCUGGCAUUCUGAGAUUCGCGUACAAGGAUAUUCAAAAAGCCACACAGAACUUCACUACUAUUUUAGGACAGGGUUCAUUUGGUCCAGUCUAUAAAGCUACAAUGCCAACAGGUGGAGUGGCAGCUGUUAAAGUGCUUGCAGCUGACUCCAAACAAGGGGAGAAAGAGUUCCAAACAGAGGUACUUUUGCUAGGUAGGCUGCAUCAUCGUAAUCUGGUGAAUUUGGUCGGGUAUUGUGUGGAUAAGGGUCAGCACAUGUUGUUAUAUGAAUUUAUGAGUAAUGGGAGCUUGGAAAACCUAUUAUAUAGUGAAGGUGAGCAAGUUUUGAGCUGGGAUGAAAGGCUUCAAAUUGCUUUAGAUAUUUCACAUGGAAUUGAAUAUCUUCAUGAUGGGGCUGUGCCACCUGUAAUACAUCGGGACCUGAAAUCUGCUAAUAUAUUGUUGGACCAAUCAAUGAGGGCCAAGGUUGCUGAUUUUGGUCUGUCCAAGGAAGAGGCCUUUGAUGGCAGAAAUUCGGGCCUGAAGGGUACAUAUGGUUACAUAGAUCCCGAGUACAUCUCUAGUAACAAAUUCACAAAGAAAAGUGACCUCUAUAGUCUUGGAAUCAUCCUCUUCGAACUAAUUACAGCAAUUCACCCACAUCAAAACCUUAUGGAAUACGUCAAUCUGGCAGAAAUGAGUCCAGAUGGUGUGGAUGAAAUACUUGAUAAGAAACUUGUAGGGAAAUGCAACCCUGAGGAGGUUAGGCUCCUUGCCAGCAUUGGUCACAGGUGCUUGCACAAAACCCCACGAAGGCGUCCAUCAAUUGGAGAUGUUUCACAGGCUAUAUUGAAGAUAAAAAAGCGACGCCUCAGCAAAGAAGAUACCAUGUCUUUUGCUCUUGCAGCAGAUGUUACACCAGUGAUAAAGCGGAUAGAGCAUCAGCAAGUGGAGCUUAGUAAGUUGACAAGCAUGAACAAUGGAGUACAAGAUUAAGUGACUAACCCAAAAUUGGCCAUUUGACUAUAAUUUUUUUGCUUGAUAGUAAAUAUACCGACAACGGGAGAUGAUCCCUAAAUAUAGAUCAAAGGACUUGAUUUAGGUAUAGAUGAGAUUCUACACUUGCACUGAGGCAUGCAUUUUGUAUCGCCGAAUUUCCAUGAAGAUUGAACGGCUAUAAUGAACAAUGUAAGAGAUGCGAAAACGUGAAGGUACUCAUCUUGAUCAUUUCAAGUUGGAUCAAUCUUCCUCCUUCAAAA
Molecule: messenger RNA, 1776 nt
Organism: Telopea speciosissima
Lineage: Eukaryota; Viridiplantae; Streptophyta; Magnoliopsida; Proteales; Proteaceae
Product: calcium/calmodulin-regulated receptor-like kinase 2
Exons: 8
Coding region: 242-1513 (423 amino acids)
Biological process (GO): protein phosphorylation
Molecular function (GO): protein kinase activity; ATP binding
Source: RefSeq, a predicted model, not a curated record